This is a messenger RNA of Planococcus citri (citrus mealybug), 2736 nucleotides long. Its product is annotated as sushi, von Willebrand factor type A, EGF and pentraxin domain-containing protein 1-like. NCBI's taxonomy places the organism in Eukaryota, Metazoa, Arthropoda, Insecta, Hemiptera, Pseudococcidae. The coding region runs from base 326 to 2104 and encodes 592 amino acids. The transcript is spliced from 9 exons. The record is from RefSeq and is a predicted model, not a curated record.
GAAUACAAACGAAAAUAGGAAUGGUACUGCAGUUAUCACUCGUUUAAUUAUUUGAUUAUCGUGAGUUUUUUUCUCUAAUGGAAAAGAUGGAAACAUUAUUUAAAUGAAUGUCAAGUAAUUUUUAUUCAAAAUGUAAUAAAAGUGAAAUUACGCGAGGAUGGUGAUUCAAAGGGCAAAAAGUUCCAGCCUUCAUUAUAAAUAGACUUGUAAUUUUAAUUUCGACUAACAAAACGUGUUUAGUGACACUUUGGAGAAAGUUGCAAAAAUAUAUGUCCAUAGUGCUGUUUUCAUCUCGUCCAGCAUAUUCGUGUUUAUCUGAAUAACAAUGUGGCUUUUAGAAUUUGUGAUGGUUACUACUACGUGUUUUACUUUGUGUAAAUCAAACAGUUAUGGUGGCAGUGCCAACGUUAAACUAAAGUCCAUAGACUGCGAUUUUCCAAAUUACGUGAUGAAUGGAGCUUUAGAGAUUAGUUCUUUAAGAAAUAGUCUAAAUAAACUUUCAAAUGGAACCGAAAUUCGGUACAGUUGUCAGCAAGGUUAUAAAUUAGAUCCUGCGGAAUCAUUUAGGUACUGUAUCAAUGGAUCUUGGACUAAUACGAAUCCAUCUUGCAUUCCGUUAUCCGAUGUAAUUUGUGCGAGACCAGAUACUAUUCCAAACGGAUUCUACCAGCCAUCACCCCCGGAGCAGGCGGAACGUUCGUUCAGAGUGGGAAACAAAAUUGAGUACUCGUGUAAGCAUGAUUACACUUUGAUGGGACCAUCGGUCCUUACUUGCGAUUCUAAUGGCGAAUGGCAUCCGAAAAAGACUCCCUUCUGUACGCCAACGUUCAAAGAAACUGAACAAUUACAAGCGUGUUCUCCACCGCCGAAAGUUCCCAAUACGUUGUGGACCUUGAUACGCGGAAAACAACGAGCAAACGAUGCAUUACCUGGAGCUACAUUCGAAGUGAAUUGUAAUUCGGGUUACCGCGAUUCGAAAAAUCCCUGCGUUGCAUCCAUUAUACGUUGCGACAACGGAUCAUGGAAAGGAUCUGUACCCAGCUGUGUGAAAGUUGAAACCUGCUUUCCUCCGCCUGAUAUAUCUCACGGUUCCAUCAUCAGUCCCAUGUUCGAAGCGAGUUAUCCGAUCUCUUACGAAGUUAUGUAUACCUGCGAUGCCGGAUACGUCACGUUUCCCAAAAAUUUUGCUCAGCUGACGUUGCGAUGUGAAGAAAACGGAUGCUGGGCUCCAAACGCUCUUCCCACUUGUCAUCCGGAGUCGUCGCUAUUUUACGGUUUAAGGAAUAACUACGACGACUAUUUCCACCUGACCACCGGUGGCUUGCUAAUGUGUAUUUUAUUCGCUAUAUUUGGUAUCACGUCUAUCAUGGUGGCGAUUUGCUCAUUGAGCAUGUGUCGCCAACGUUAUUUGUACCUGCGCCACAGACGAAGGACGGCUCGCUCUGAAUCCAGACCCAUACCAAAUCCGGUGGCAGCGGCGAGUCCCUUUAUUAGACCAAAUACUUAUGGUAGAACGGCAUUUAUCGCUUUUGCCGACGGUAUUCAAGUUGAACAGCAGCAUCAUUUGCCAACGUAUGACGAAGUGUUACGGCAAGAUAGAAGUGGUCCGAAUAAUACGGCAGCUAACGAAUGUAUUUCUAGCGGUACUCACUUCGAAGGAACUUACAGCUGCGCGGUUAGUAAUUGCGAUAUACCGAUGGCCAAUGGCAGUGGUCUUAAUAGCACCAACGAUGGAAUUAACAACGAUUCCGGCAGCGGUACGAAUCAACGGAACGUACGGUUCAGCAGUCAACCGUCCGAGUCCAUUCGAUAUCGUUCUGGGUUAUUACAAAAUCACGCUUCUAACCGAGAUAUGAUGGGCAGUACGGAUACGAUGGCCAUUAGCGAAGUAUCAGCCAACACUUUGGAUAACGUUUCUGCGCACACGAUCGGUAGUGUAUCGCAGAAUCCGUCUUGUCGAGCCAUGUGCGGAUCUUUAGCAUCGUUCGACGCGUGUUCAGUCAUUACAGAAGGAUUUCCACUGCUCGAAGAAUACGAAACGGAGAACGAGAAUCAAUCUGGUGGAGCUAAUAUACACAUUCGUAGCGCCAGUGGUAAUAAAUAAAUGCUGACGUUUCCUGGGAGGUUACCUUACAUUUUUUUCUCAUUUAAAAUGUUUAACGAAUUUUGACGAAAAUAUUCACUCGCGUGACACUGUUUAUCCGGUGACCAACUCUAUUCUUAGCGAUUUAUUUCGAUCUAAAAAUAUGAUAGCACUCUAAGAGUGAUAAAAUAGCGAAUUAAACGAGUGGAUCGUUCAAACUUUAAAUUUUCAUUACUCUUGUUGCUCGUGUCGUUACUUUUUUUUAAAAAUCAUAACGAAGUUCGAAUUCAUCCGAACUCUGUUCCAUUCAACUUGACCUCUCAGCUCUCAUUACUACGCGCAAAAAUGUGAUCAUAUUAUGUACUAGUAACUAUUAUUGUCCAUCACUGCUUGAUUCAUUUCAUCUUCAUAACAUUUUGUUCACAUUUUUCCGUAUUGAGAGACCAAGUUGAAUGAAAAUAGAGUUCACAAAAGGUAAUAUUUUGUAAAUUGAGACAUUCGUCAGAAAUCGGCGUUCUAUUGUUAUAAUAAUAAAAUAACUCGACUGUAUCGAUUCGCAGAAAAUUGUUACCUAAUUUUUUUGUACCUAUUAGCGUUGUAAAUAAAUAUUAUUGUUGAAUUUUUUAAAUAAAAUAACUUGUUGUCUCUAAUAA